Molecule: messenger RNA, 2136 nt
Organism: Elgaria multicarinata webbii
Lineage: Eukaryota; Metazoa; Chordata; Lepidosauria; Squamata; Anguidae
Gene: CASP6
Product: caspase 6
Exons: 9
Coding region: 30-953 (307 amino acids)
Biological process (GO): positive regulation of neuron apoptotic process; apoptotic process
Cellular component (GO): cytoplasm
Source: RefSeq, a predicted model, not a curated record
UCCGUGUCGCCGAGCCCCAAGCGCCAGCCAUGGAGAACCCCAAGCGGCACAGAGACUCCAAGAAUGCCUCAGGAGAAAUCCACGUGGACAGCAAGAGCAUGUUGGAAUUCAAAGAUGGACAGCAAAACUUCACAGAAACAGAUGCGAUUGAUGUCAGAAUCCAGCUCUUUGAUCCAGCAGUGGAGUACAAAAUGAACCACAAGAGAAGAGGACUUGCUCUGAUCUUCAAUCAUGAGAGGUUUUUCUGGCAUUUAACAUUACCAGAGAGACGUGGCACUCUUGCUGACAGAGAUAACCUGAAACGCAGCUUGACUGACCUUGGAUUUGAAGUGAAGUGCUUUGAUGACCUUAAAGCAGAAGAUGUGUUGCAAAACGUUUACAAUGUGGCCACAGACCAGCAUGACGAUGUAGACUGCUUCGUGUGCAUUUUCCUGAGCCAUGGAGAAGAUGAUCAUGUGUUUGCCUAUGAUGCUAAAAUAAAAAUACAGUCAUUGACCAACAUGUUCCGAGGAGACAGAUGCCCAAGUCUAGUAGGGAAGCCAAAAAUAUUUAUAAUUCAGGCCUGUAGAGGAGACAAGCAUGAUGACCCAGUCCUUGCUCAUGAUGCAGUGGAUAGUAUGAAAGAUCCAGAAAGCAAUGAGACCCAAGUGGAUGCUGCUGCAGUAUAUACAUUACCUGCUGGUGCAGACUUCCUCAUGUGUUACUCUGUAGCAGAAGGGUACUAUUCUCACCGUGAGACAGUAAAUGGUUCUUGGUACAUUCAAGAUCUGUGUGAGAUGAUAAGAAAGCAUGGCUCUUCCCUGGAGUUCACAGAGCUACUGAUGCUGGUUAACAGGAAGGUGUCUCACCGCAAAGUGGAUGUGUGCAGAGAUAUUAACGCUCUAGGAAAAAAACAGAUUCCUUGCUUUGCAUCAAUGCUAACCAAGAAGCUCUAUUUCCGCCCAAAGUCUUAAGUAGCAUAGGAGAGCAGUAACAAGUUCACUUCUGUGUUUGCUCUAGAGGAUCUAUCAACCAAACUCACAACAUACUUGAAAUAUAAGGUAGAAUUUGACUGUAAUCCUGUACGCAUUUACCUGGGAGUAAGUAGACAUGUAUAGGGUUGUGCUGUAAAAUGUUGUUAGUGUACACUGUUUAAGUUUGCCUAAAAUCACACCACCACUGACUUUCUGGUCGAUGUAAGACUAUUUGUAAAAUUACCAAAGGGAAAGUCUCAUGAAUCAGCAAGGAGAUUAUUAUUUUUCAUGCUGUCAAUUUCAAAAGGAGCUUUCAAAAUCUGGAACUUGUCAACAGCAUUUCAAAUAGAAAUUCAAAGUAAGUUUUACAUUGACAAAAUUGGCAUGAAAUUUAACAUCUCAGGCUUAGAUACUUUGAAAUUGAUUAGAAAUCAACAUUAUGGUAGCCUCAGGGAGUCUAGCACUUGACAUUUGAGAAAUAAAGGUAGAAUUGACCAACUUUUUACUAUCUUCAAGUUUGCACUAAGUUACUGUUUGUAGCACAUUUUCUAAGUGAGAUCUUGUACUUUAAAAUGUUUUCUGUAGUUUUGCUUAUACAUAUGCAAUAAUCAUGUGGGGAUCACUUCCUUUAUCUACUCUGCUGGACCGACCUCCUUCUCACUUCCCUUUGCCAAGUACCAUCUAAAUACUGUCAGACUCAAUUGUGCAACCCUCACUGACAUUGCUGGAGCAAUCACAACUCCUGGUAUCCCAGUUGUAGCUGUGAGAUGGUGAGACUGGUUUGACUAUCCACAGGCAGCACCAACCAUUUUCACAUAGGUGCUUGGAACAGGCAAUAUCUUGGCUCCCAGUGCACCCAAGGUUUGCCAGGUCUUAGCUGCCUAGCCUGAUACUAGAGGGGGGCAUGUCAAUGAUGAGUUAUACUCAUAGGCCUUCCUACCUUAAAUUUAACAAGACAUUUUGUAUAUCAUAUGUUCAUAAAUCACUGCAGCCUGGGAAAAAGUUUGUGCAUGCAUAUGUUAUUGAAUACUUUUACAAGACACGUUUUUCUUUUGUUUUUGCAUAAGACCUUGAUCAUAAAACUGAAACCAAACCAAAACUGUAAUGUAUUUUUAUUUACCUUAUUAUGAAAAUUACAUUCAAAUAGAGGUGCCCCAGAUUUAAAUAAACUUUUUAAAAAACA